AAUUUGGUGGGAAGUAGGACCCUGGAAAAACCGGACUUGACUGGGGACAGUGGAGUGUGUGUAGGUUUGAGAGGAGGGGGAGGGCGCACACACACACACAUACAUACACACACACACGCACAAUACAAUGUGUGACAGUCGGUGCCAUACACAGCACGAGUCAUGAAUGGCAGCCCUACAGGAGCAGGGCAGAGAAGAAGGACGAGAUUCACCUCAAAUAGAAGAAGAUGAUGACGUGACAGUCAUAAUAAAGUCACGUGUUCUGCUGCUGUAAUCUUGGAGAUACGCACUUAUGACCUCAAGAGCCUGUCUGGGAGAAAUCAACCUGUUGCAUUAGGACAAGAUGGACCCUCAUCUGGGGUGCAGACCCAUUUUUGUUAUCACAAGGAAUGAUAGAGCUUGAUUUUUCCAUUGGAGCCAUGUGGAGUUUCAAUCUAGCUACUCAGGAGUCUGAUUGAGCUGUUUAUGAAGUGAAGAACACAGACGAUGGGACAUCCAGCCAUAAAGACAUCUCCGACAGAAACGGAUCAAGUUAUGGAAGAAUAAUGGCGGAGAAGUUUAUUCCUAUGAUUUCGUCUGUCUCAAAUCAGCCCAAUCCAAAUUCUUCAACUGUCCCAUGGGAGCAACAUCCAACAGUUCCUUCCGACGUGGGCGUGGUCACGAGCUCCCAGUCGCAGCUCAAAGAUCUUUUUGGCUUGUUCUGCAUGGUGACGCUGAACCUUAUCGCUUUGUUGGCCAACAUUGGCGUGAUGGUGGCUAUCGCUCGCGCCCCACACUUGAAGAGGUUCGCUUUUGUGUGCCACCUUUGCGCUGUGGACCUACUGUGCGCCAUUCUCCUCAUGCCCCUGGGGAUCAUAUCCAGCUCUCCCUUUUUCGGAACGGUGGUGUUCACCGUUCUGGAGUGUCGGGUUUACCUUUUCCUCAAUGUAUUUCUCAUCUGUUUAUCCAUUCUCACUAUCACGGCUAUCAGCGUUGAACGCUACUUCUACAUCGUGCACCCGAUGCGAUACGAAGUUAAGAUGACCAUCAAUUUAGCCAUCGGUGUCAUGUUUCUUAUCUGGAUCAAGUCGGUUGUCCUGGCUUUGUUGACUCUGUUUGGAUGGCCGGCAUACGGGAACCAAAGCUCCAUCGCUGCGGCUCACUGCUCUCUCCAUGCGAGCCACAGUCGCCUUAGAGGAACUUUUGCCGUGCUCUACAGUGUUCUCUGUUUCCUGGUUCCUUCGGUGAUCAUCUUCUCCGUGUACUGCGCCGUGUACAGGGUCGCUCGUUCAGCUGCCCUGCAACAAGUGCCCCCUGUUUCAACGUGGGCCAGCCCAAACCCGGAUAAGAAUCGGUCCGACUCCAUCGGCAGCCAGACCACCAUGAUCGACACCAACCGCUCUCUGCCCCAGAGACUUUCCCCGGAAAGGGCCUUCAGCGGGGGCAAGGCGGCCAUCACCUUAGUGUUCAUUGUGGGCCAGUUCUUGAUCUGCUGGCUGCCUUACUUCAUCUUCCACCUGCAAAUGUCUCUGACCGGAUCCAUGCGCAGCCCAGGAGACUUGGAAGAAGCAGUCAACUGGCUCGCCUUUUCCUCAUUUGCAGUCAACCCGUUCUUCUACGGUUUGCUCAACAGGCAGAUCAGAGAGGAGCUGGUUAAGCUUCGCCGCUGCUGCCUGACCCAGCCGGUGGAUUUUGCCGUUAGCAGCCACGAGGGCUCCCUGCAGGAGAACUUCCUCCAGUUCAUCCAGAGAACCACCAGCACAGCUGAAACCCGCUCCAGUCCCAGAACCACUCUGGACAGCAGGGUUAAGAUCCCAGGGCAAAUACCAGAAGAUCACACUUAGGAUGUCAGUGGAACAUUUUUUCUAUUAUUCUCAAGGCUUCUUUUUGUUGUUUAAUCGGAGUACAGUAAAACAUCCAGGGUGGUCUUUCACAUUUGGCCAGGGUGCUUUUGCUAUAACAAAACUAUUUCAUGAUUGUGAUGGAACUUUUUUUGUUUUAUUAUUGAAAAGAUUAGUGGACAAUUUACCACUUGGCCUGCUUUUCCACUGCACACUUCCCCACACAGAAAAGAAAGCACAAAUAUACCAGGACCCAAAGACAAAAUUGCAUUACACCCCAAAAAAUACUACAGGGUUUAUAACAUUAUUUAUUCACAUUUCCACUCAAACGCCAUCUGCUGGAUGGAACUGCAAGAUGUUUGUGAAGUUCAACUAUUGUUCUUAGUGAUUAGUCCUAAGAAUUGACCGUAAUGGAAAACAACUUGCUUAUAUUGUCAUUGAUGUCAUUAAUUGACCUUUGUGUGUUAAUGUUGCCAGGUAAUGUUGUAACUUCAAUAAAUUCGCACAGUGCAAACACAGCCA
Syngnathus acus (greater pipefish) is the source of this 2342-nucleotide messenger RNA. RefSeq names its product G protein-coupled receptor 61-like (gene gpr61l). Gene Ontology annotation, cellular component: endosome; plasma membrane; signaling receptor complex. NCBI's taxonomy places the organism in Eukaryota, Metazoa, Chordata, Actinopteri, Syngnathiformes, Syngnathidae. Gene Ontology annotation, biological process: G protein-coupled receptor signaling pathway. The record is from RefSeq and is a predicted model, not a curated record. The transcript has 2 exons. Gene Ontology annotation, molecular function: G protein-coupled receptor activity. The coding region runs from base 546 to 1823 and encodes 425 amino acids.